This is a messenger RNA of Sycon ciliatum, 1894 nucleotides long. RefSeq lists its product as uncharacterized. The transcript has 3 exons. Bases 132 to 1556 code for a protein of 474 amino acids. NCBI's taxonomy places the organism in Eukaryota, Metazoa, Porifera, Calcarea, Leucosolenida, Sycettidae. The record is from RefSeq and is a predicted model, not a curated record.
GCUGAUCUCGAAAGCUGAAAACUAUUCCAGCUCCAAUCUCGAGAAGACGUCGGGGCGUAGAUCUACGAUUUGUCUUUCUCUCCCUCUCUCUGUCCCACUCACGCCGUGAUCCUUCAUUGUAACCACUGAAAAUGGGCACACGGUGGAGUGUUGAAGUGUUCCUUACUCUUCUCUCCAUUGGUGGCAUCGUCACUGUGUGGUCGGAGGGCGACACCAAUGUUACGACCUGUUCGACGCUGGAAGAUUGCAGUGCCGCCGGAGAGUGCGUCGAUGGCAAGUGCAAAUGCGACCCCGGCUGGACGGGCGAGAGCUGUGGUCGGCUGGAUUUGUCGCCGCAGGCCAAUCGUGCGAGCGGAGCAGCGUGGAACUCGCACAACAGCUCAAACUCGAGCUGGUGCAUCACCGCUCCGCGCACGGACAAGGAUGAACUCGGCUAUUCGUCCUUCACCAAGUCGGGGACGAAUGUCACCUUCCACAUAUUCGUGUCGCAAAUGGUGCCAGGCUGUGGACUGGGCACAUGGCUGCCCGGAUCGAGAAUCGUCCAUGCAACGUCAAACAAGGGAGUCGAAGGACCGUAUGAAUGGGAAAACCAGGUGUUCUCAUCUUUUCACCACAAUCCACACCUGACACGAGCAUCGGAUGGAACUUGGCUACUCUACUUCAAUGGUCGCCACUGGCCAGAGGACGACUUCAACCUGCAUACGUGCCACCAGAACUCAACCUGCCCGUCGACGAGCGGCUUCUGGGAAGGUGACUACUGGCAUGGCGGCGGCGACUGCAAGUCCGACGGUGAUUGCAAGUUCACGGCAAACACGGGCGUUCUCUCGCCGUCGGAGCAUCUGCGUGGAGUGUCCCGCGGCUCGAGCUGUGUGAAGGGCCACUGUCAGUGUGAGCACCAUUACUUUGGCAGUCACUGCGAACACCUGACGGAGACGGUGAACUUGGCGUACGCCGACAGUUUGGACGGACCCUGGACCAAGCUGCUGGAGGACGGCGCGGCGUUCUUCGACGAUGGCAUCGAGUCACUGCAUCUCUCUAACCCGGUCGCCUGGCCGCUGGCCAACGGCACGGUGAUAAUGGCGUACUCGCGUGCGCCGAAUUUGGGCAUUGCGGUGGCACCUCACUGGAAGGGUCCGUACACACGUCUCUAUCUGACCACUGCAACAGGAGAAAAGAAUUAUUCACUGAUCAAUCCUGACGGAAUGUUUAACAACACGCUGGAAAAGGGUGGAGAGGAUCCAUUCCUGUACCAGGACGCCAGGGGUACGUGGCAUGUGCUCUUUCACGGCUACGGUGGUGACAAGAGGUGGACGGACGGACAGGCGGCUCACUCCAGCGACCUGCUUCACUGGACGUGGCAGCCGGAACCGGCCUACUCCUCCACCAUACAAUUCCAGGAUGGGACGGCCGAGACGCUAAGCAGACGAGAGCGGCCCGCAGUGGCCGUGGACAAAAGCGGUGCACCGCUGUACCUACUCAACGGUGUGGAGCCAGCAUACCCUGGCAACUCACACACAUAUUCGUAUAUACACGCAACGAGUGCGAGUCGACAAUAGAUCAACAUUGGCACUAUCAGUAACCCAAAAUUUUCAUGUCCUAAGCAGUAUGGUGAAAUGUACGGGGCAUGAAGUACAUGAUAUUUUGCUUCUUAUUUAUACAUUUGUCUCGGCUAAACAGAAGCACAGAUCCGGUACGUGUGUGUGUGUGGGGGGGGGGAGCUGCACGGGUGAGUGUGUGGUCCAUCUUUCUGAGAGUGUCAGUUGAUACCCUUUCAUCCUGGUAACUAUAGUGUUUGCUGUGACGGUGCCUCUGCUUCCCUGCUAUUUCUUGCUGGCGUUUGCACCAUGAUGGUUUGUGGCUAUCUUGUAAAAAAGAAAGAAAAAAAGUGCUUGCA